AUGUCCACCGAAGCCGAUCCACAAACCGCAACCGAGAUGGACCAGCAGCAGACAGGCGCCGCGAAAACAUCUGAAGAACCGAAAACGUAUCGAGAAGUCGCUGCUGAGCACAUCGAUACCCUCAACGAAAUCAACCACCAAAUACCUAAAUUGCUCAAAUACUUUGCAACCGCCCUUAGCCAGCUCACCAACGACCCGAUCCCCUUCCAACAUGACGCCAUGGAGUGUACACCUGGAACUCUCGACGCGCGCAAAGAAGCCUUCCGAAUCAACGCUCUUUUCGUCUCAGCGUCCUGCGAGGUAAUACGAUCAGAGUUGGUGAAGCAAAUCAACGCUCUGGAGCGGUACAAGGUCAUACCAAAAAGCCAUCCCAAGUUCACCGCGACACAGAGACAAGGACAAGGGCAGAAAGGCAAAAAAAAUGAGAGCGAAGUUGUGGACCCAGAGAAGGAAGUCAAGAACGGAGGCUACGGGGAAUUUGACGUGGGCGUGCUAAACGCAAGGGCGAGCUCGGGACAAGUUGGGACAGAGGAUGUGCUGGAUCGGGCGAAGGCGAUACUGGAGGAAUUACAGAAGCGGACUGCAAGUAUAACAGGCGGACAAGAAGACAUGGAUGUUGAUGGAUGA
This is a messenger RNA of Alternaria atra, 627 nucleotides long. RefSeq lists its product as uncharacterized. Gene Ontology annotation, cellular component: mediator complex. Gene Ontology annotation, biological process: regulation of transcription by RNA polymerase II. NCBI's taxonomy places the organism in Eukaryota, Fungi, Ascomycota, Dothideomycetes, Pleosporales, Pleosporaceae. The transcript has a single exon. Gene Ontology annotation, molecular function: transcription coregulator activity. Bases 1 to 627 code for a protein of 208 amino acids. The record is from RefSeq and is a predicted model, not a curated record.